UUGCAGUCCAAGUGUGUGUGUGUGUGUGUGUGUUGUUGGCCGACCUGUGGACAGAAACACAGCAGUGUGUUGUAGGUCAAAGUUUCCAGUGGGAGCGCGCGACUGUGAAUGUGUGUGUGUGUGUGUGUGUGGCUCUUAUCUACCAGAGAGAGAGACUUCAGCAGUGACUCUUCAGAGCCUGUGUGUGUGCGUGUGCGCGCGUGUGCGUCUCCACGCAGCGUGUCUCUGCGGCUCUGACACUGCUGCAUUGACUGUGUGUGUCUGUGUGUGUGUGUGUGUGUGUAACACCGUGUGUAAUGUGUUUUCAGAGACAGAGUUCUCUCUCUGUCCUCUGGUUGCCUGUCCUCUCUCUCCCUCUCGCUCUGUCUCUCUCUCUGUCUCUUCCGUGCUCCUCCGUCCUCCUUCCCGGUUUGAGCCCCGGUGACGCGCCGCAGUCAUGGGUGGCAGUCUCGGAUGCCACCGCUCUAUCCCCAAAGACCCCACGGACUUCGGCUGCGGGAAGCGCAAAUUCAGCGCCGCGUGCAACUUCAGCCACAUCCUGGUGAACCAGGAGCGACUCAACAUCAACACCGCCACCGAGGAGGAGCUCAUGACUCUGCCGGGAGUCAACCGCACUGUCGCGCAGAACAUCGUGGAGUACCGGGACUGUAUCGGCGGCUAUAAGAAGGUUGAGGACCUGGCUCUGGUGAGCGGCAUCGGCGCCACCAAACUGGAGGCGAUCAAGCUGGAGAUCUGCGUCUCCAGCAGGACCAGCUCGUCUCAGCACUCGCCGUCCUCCCUGCGCAAAGACCCGGACCACCAAGGCUGCGGCACCGGCAUCAACAUCAACAGCGCCACCGCGGCGCAGCUCAUGAGCAUCCGCGGCGUCACGGAGAAGAUCGCCAAGAACGUCGUGGCGUACCGCGUGGAGAACGGCCCGUUCAAGAGCAUCGAGGACCUGGUGAGGGUCAACCACAUCAACAGCUCCCUGCUGGACAAGAUCCGCUUCCAGGUGUUCGUGGAGCGGUCCAGAGCGCCGUCCACCAACACCAACGGAGGACUCACCUGCACCACCAAGUCCCACCCGAGCCCCACUUCGUUCAGCUACAGGAGCGACGACCUGGACCUUCCGCCCGGGGGACCGACCCAGAUCAUGUCCGUGCGGCCCAGCGUGGAGCCUCCGCCCGGGCUGCGGGACGGGAAGCCCGUGGUGCGCGUGGCGACCUGGAGCUUGCAGAGCUGCUCCUGUGACAAGGCCAACAACCCCGGGGUCAAAGAGGUGCUGUGCAUGACCCUGCUGGAGAACGACAUCAAGUUACUGGCAGUGCAGGACCUUUUGGAGCGGGAGGCUCUGGAUAAGUUCUGCGUGGAGUUAAACCAAGGAACACUGGCCAGCGUACGGAAGUGGAAAUGGCCUCGAGGGACGUGGAAAAGUGUUGUGUCCGAAAAACCCACGGGACACUCAAGCAAGGGAGUGAGCUACUCUGGUUUUUUGUGGGACAGCUCGGCUGGCGUCGACCUGAAGGACGCCACAGUGCUGGAAGCGCCUGUUGUCAACGGCAACGGCAGUCAGGCCUACCCUGUCCUCUACCUGGCUCACUUUUUGGUUGGUUCAUAUGAGCUGACCAUGGUGAACGUGCACAUGAAGGCCACAGCAUCGUCAUCAGCAGAGUCUAACGGCAAAAACCACAACACAGAUGAAGUCAAGUGUCAGCGACUCUCGCCAAGUAUCCAGGAGACACUCAAAGCUGAGAAGGAGUUGGUGGUGCUGGGAGACUUCGGCUGCCCGCCUCAGAGCUCAGAGCUGGACGUCCUGAGGAAGGAGAAACUCUGUGCCCUCGUACCAUCCACGCAGUUCACCAACAUCAGCACACGCUCUCCACAGGGCAACCAGUGCCUGGAUAACAUCUGGGUCAGCCGCUCCUUCAAGAAGAUCUUCUCUGGUCAGUGCACGGUCGUGCGGGAGGGACUGACCAACCCCUGGAUCCCCGAUAACUGGUCGUGGGGCGGCGUGGCGUCGGAUCACUGUCCCGUGGUGGCGGAGUUUUACGCAGACGUGUCCCCGAAAGAGCUGAGCAGACCCGGCACGGCGGCGGUGGACAGGAGAGACAUUAUGCCCAAACACGAGCGGUGACAGUAGAGACAGUAGUGGUUGAGUGACAUUCACAAUGAGACUCUGUCCUGUCGGGAACCUGUGCUGUCGUCGAGCGUCCUGAUGAAUGUGAACAAGUGCCAAGAUUGCCUUUUUUUGGAGGGGGGGGGGGGGUCAGUUUAUCAGUGUAUCACAGUGACUGGUAAAGCCAAGGAAGUGAAGAUGAAAAAUAUAUAUAUAGAUAUAUAUUUAUACAUAUAUAUGUAUGUAUAUAUACAUAUAUGUGUAUAUAAAAGGUGAUUUAAAUGCAGAAAUGUGCCAAACAUUUUCUAUAUGUAUAUGAAAUAAAGACAAAUUGAUAUAUGUUCCUCCUGCUGCUGCUGCUGCUGUGUCUGAAUAUUAAUCAUGAUCCGCAAUCAUCGCGUGAAUGUUUAUCAGUGGAGAUAAUAAUCUCGCGAGAGCUGUAAAUUAUGUAAGCAGACAUCUGUGUCUGUAUUAUACGACCUCUGAACUGUUAACAACGUUUUGUUUUCUUUUCCACAUGUUUCGUCUUUAAGGUGAAGGGCUGUACAGACUUUUAUUUUUUGUUGUUGCAAUAACUCACAAUAAGGUUUUCCAUCUUCCCUGCUCAGUUCUUGUCAGAUUGUGUCACAUUAUUCAGAAGUGGCCGAGUGGCGCCACCAUGUGGCAAGGAAAGCGAGGUGUUAAAGAAGUAAAAAAAAAUGGAAAACAACCAUUUGCAUUUGGAUAAUUUUGAUCCAUCGGCGGAUACUUGAUUUUGAUAUUGAAACACGGAAGACUUUUAAAACAGCAGAUGGAUUAAUAAUAAAAAUAAAAAAUGUAUAAACUUAGUUAUUUACUGAUUCUAUAUUGUGGUUUUCCACGUUCCCUGUUAUAGCCCAGAGGUUUCUUCUACCAGCAGGCCACAAUCAUCAGGGUCACACUGUGCUUCUGGGAAAUGUCACUUUUUUUUACCCAUGUGCUCAUCAUCUGUUUUUCAUUGUUGCACAAGUCCCCACAGAGAGUUCCUGUGACUCUGUGACCGGGUUUUUAACCCUAACCCUAACCCUGUGAAUUAUGAGGAGUGUGUCUUUUUAAAGUCAAAUCUAAUCAAAGGUGCACAGGAGAGAACACACAGCCAACAAAUCAGAAAUCAUUCCAACACCAGAUUAAAAGAAAGACACAACAUUCAGUCAUUGUCAACACACACACACAAAUAUACGUAUGUAAUAUAUACAUAUGUGUAUAUAUAUAUAUAUCUAUAUAUAUAGAUAUAUAGAUAUGUGUGUGUGUGUGUGUGCUAGGCUGGAUACUGUUGGUAUCAAUAUACUAAUAAAGUUAUAUUCCCUUCUAAUGUGCAGACUAGUGUUAUACACACACAGCACAGCCGGGGGCAGUAGGAGAACAUUCAAUGAUCUUAAAUACAUGGAGAGGACAUAUCUUCAAACAAACAUAAAAUAAAAAAGCCUUUUUUUCUGUAUUAUUCCCAAUAAUAGUUGUAACUUUAUUGAUUAAGUUUCAAAACCAAAAUACUUGGUUUUGAAAAAGUUAUCAGGUAGUUUAAUUUUACACAAUUGUGCAAAAUGUUCAUCACUUGAAAAAUAAAAGCAUUCUUUUAUCUAA
Messenger RNA from Solea solea (common sole), 3694 nucleotides. RefSeq names its product endonuclease/exonuclease/phosphatase family domain containing 1 (gene eepd1). Gene Ontology annotation, cellular component: plasma membrane. NCBI's taxonomy places the organism in Eukaryota, Metazoa, Chordata, Actinopteri, Pleuronectiformes, Soleidae. The transcript has 7 exons. Bases 437 to 2113 code for a protein of 558 amino acids. Gene Ontology annotation, biological process: DNA repair. Gene Ontology annotation, molecular function: DNA binding. The record is from RefSeq and is a predicted model, not a curated record.